AUGCUGCUCGCGCUGCACGGCGCCGACGUCAUCAAGAUCGAGCCGCCCGAAGGCGACUGGGGCCGCGCGCUGGGCGAGCUGAAGGGCGACCACUGCGCCCAUUCCGUCGCCUUCAACCGCGGCAAGCGCUCGAUCGCGCUCGAUCUCAAAUCGGCCGACGGCAUCGCCGUGGUGAAGAAGCUUGCUGAGAAGGCACAUGUGGUGAUGGAGAGCUUCCGUCCCGGCGUGAUCUCGCGGCUGGGCUUCGGCUACGAGGACGUCAAGAAGAUCAACCCCAACGUCAUCUACUGCUCGGUGUCGGGCUUCGGCCAGACCGGCCCCUACAGCAAGCGCCCGACCGUCGAUGGCCUGAUCCAGGCGUUCAGCGGCAUGAUGGUGAUGAACAAGAUGCCGGACGGCACGCCGUGGCGUCAGGGCAUGAUCGCGGUCGACGUGACGACCGGCCUCUACACCUUCCAGGCGCUCAGCACCGCGCUGAUGCGCCAGUUCCGCUACAAUGAAGGCUGCUUCAUCGAUUCCAGCCUGAUGCGCGCCGCCGCCGCCUUCCAGGGCGCCAAGCUGAUGGAAUGGGUGUUCUCCAAGGGCGCGCCGCCCGUCCUCUACAUGCCCGCCGGCAGCUACAAGUCGAAGAACGGCUACAUCAUGGUCAGCGCCAUGCGGCCGCAUCACUUCCGGCUGCUGUUCGAACUGAUCGGCCGCCAGGACAUCGCCGACGAUCCGGAACUGCAGAGCCACGAGAACCGCAUCAAGAACGCCGCGAAGAUCAUCAAGGCGCUGAACGAGACGAUGCCGACCAAGACCACCGAGGAGUGGAUCGCGAUCCUGCAGCCCAAGGACGUGUUCUGCGAGCGGGUGAACAACUACUCCGACUAUCUCGACCAUCCGCACGUCAAGGAAUCGGGUGCGAUCGACUGGAUCGAGCAGGACGGGUUCGGCCGCAUGCCGACCGGCCUGCAGUAUCUGCGCGCCGGCUGGUACGACCGCGCCGAGCCGCUGUUCCGCAGCGCCAUCGUCCGCUUCGGGGAACGUCCCGACAUCCUGCAUUACCUCGCCGUCUGCCUGUCGCAGCGCGGCGCCGUGAAGGAAGCCGAAGGCCUAUGGCGCAAGGCGGUCGCGAAAGACCCCAACGAGCCGAUGCUGAUCUACAAUCUCGGGCUCGCCGCCCGGCGGCUCGGCAAUCUCGACGAAGCGGCACGCCGUUUCCGCGACACGAUCCGCCGCGCGCCGACCCAUGUCGAGGCGCGCCUGGCGCUGGCCUCCAUCCAUAUGGACAUGGGUCGCUUCGCCGCCGCCGAGCGUGAACUGUCGGAGUUCGUGGCCAACGUCGAUCGCGCCAUCCAGGAGCAUGGCACCGAGACGCUGAAGCCGCUGCAGGCGCGCGCCCGCAACAUGCUGGGCUAUGCGCUGUACCGCCUGGGCCAGCAUUCCGCGGCCAUCGAAGUGUUCGACAUGGCGCUGCAGGAUGCCGGCGACAAUGCCGAACGCCGCGGCCAGAUCCUGGGCGACCGCUCGCUCUCGCUGGCGGCCCUCGGCCACUACGACGAGGCCAUCGCCGAGGCCGGCCGGGCGCUCGAACUGGCGCCGGGCAGUGCCACGCUCAAUCACACGCGUCUCAACGACAUGCCGGAAGUCGAAGCCAAUCAUCUCCGGCGCAUCGAAUGCCCGACCUACGACGACACGCCGGCUCUCGCCGGCAAACCCCUUUCCCAGCGUCGCGUCGCGCUGAUCUCGACGGCCGGGCUUCACAAGCGCGGCGACCGGCCGUUUCGUCCCGGCGACGGCAGCUAUCGCGUCAUCCCGGCCGAGACGCCGGCGCACGACCUGGUGAUGAGCCACAUCUCGGUGAACUUCGACCGCACCGGCUUCCAGCAGGAUCACAACGUCGCCUUCCCGAUCGACCGGCUGCGCGAACUGGUCGACGAGGGUGUCGUCGGCUCGAUGGCGUCGGUUCAUUACUCCUUCAUGGGCGCGUUUCCGCCCGACGCGGCCGAGCCGCAUGCCCAGCAUCUCGCCGGCCUGCUGAAGCAGGAUGGCGUCGACGCGGCCCUGCUCGUCCCGCACACCGAGACCAUCCGCCCGCCGCGGGCUCUCUGGGUCACGUUCGAGCUCGGCCGGCCGCUCGGCAUCCCGGACGAUCCCGACUUCCAGCGCCGCGUACUGCGCGCCACCGCCGAAUUGCUGGAGCGGACCGACGGGCCGUUGAUCGCCGACUAUCCCGAGGAGGUCGCCGAGGAGGCGGACUUCACCGGCUGGGCCUGCCCGAUCAACCUGGCACCCCAGGCGACCGACACGCUGGCCGCCGAGAUCGACCGUCUGGCGACCUGGCACGAUCAGAGCGUGGCCAGGACAGGCCGCACGACCACGGGAGUCUCCGGUCUCGACAUGCCGGCCGCCGGCGCGUUGCUGUCAGGCGCAUUGAACGGUGAAUUGCCCCCGGCACAGGCGCUCAAGGAAGCCGUCGACGAUCUGCGGGCCUACUAUCUCGAAGCGGCAUCGGCCUUCCCCGAUCCCGGCACCUCGAAGCAGCGCAAGGCCUGGCUGUGGGACGAGACGUUGUUCGGCAAGGCGCUGCUGGCGCUGCAGCCCAGGCUGGCCGCCAGCGGCGACCCGCAGCA
Molecule: messenger RNA, 2615 nt
Organism: Ostertagia ostertagi
Lineage: Eukaryota; Metazoa; Nematoda; Chromadorea; Rhabditida; Trichostrongylidae
Source: the annotation of a GenBank genome assembly